Messenger RNA from Brassica oleracea var. oleracea, 1116 nucleotides. RefSeq names its product putative F-box protein At1g30925. Gene Ontology annotation, molecular function: protein binding. NCBI's taxonomy places the organism in Eukaryota, Viridiplantae, Streptophyta, Magnoliopsida, Brassicales, Brassicaceae. The record is from RefSeq and is a predicted model, not a curated record. The coding region runs from base 34 to 1116 and encodes 360 amino acids. The transcript has a single exon.
UCUCACAGCCAGAUCCGCAGAAUUCAAACGAUCAUGAACGGAAGAAAAAAUUAUGAUUCCAUCCCGACUGAUCUCAUUCCAGAGAUACUCUUAAGAUUGCCUGGAAAGUCAAUAGCAAGGUUUCGUUGCGUGUCAAAGCUAUGGCUAUCCAUACUUACCCGUCCACGUCUUUUAGUCGCACUCGAACGAGCCAACGAGGAGAUGCUCUUCUUCUCCUCGCCUCAUCCUCAGAAUCCAUAUGACAAUCCAUAUGACAAGCCUUCUCCUGUGGUAGCUGCUGAUUUUCUCAUGAAGUUCGUAUGCCCAGAACUUCGAGCGUUUACUUCUGGUUUGAUCUAUUUAUGCUCUAAUGAGCGUGUGAUUUACAAUUUAAGCACAGGAGAGUAUGUGAAUUUACCUGACCUGAAGAGAUACAGAAAGUCCAAUAGCUUUUUAGGGUAUGAUCCACUUAACAAGCAAUUCAAAGUAUUGUUCAUGGCUUAUUUAAGUGGUCCUGAUGAUCAUAGAAUUCUGACGUUAGGACCAAGUAAAAAGAAGAAGUGGAGGAAGAUCAAAUGUCGGUUAAUACAUCAGCCUUUGUAUGAUCGGGUACGCAUCAAUGGGAUAUGCAUCAAUGGGGUUUUGUAUUACAUAGGUAAAGCCGAUGGUUACACAGCUGAGGAGAGGCCUUACAUGAUAAUUUGCUUUGAUGUUAGGUCUGAGAAGUUCAAGUUUGUUAAAGCAGAAUGCUUUGGUGAUCCAAAAGCUACUAAACUGAUUAACUAUAAGGGUAAAUUAGGUGGGAUAGACUUGACAUAUAAUGACUCUGAUGCCAUUGAGUUGUGUAUGUGGAUUCUAGAGGAUGUUGAGAGAAAAGAAUGGUCGAAAUAUGUCUACACUUUGCCUCUGAACAAUAUCCGCAAUGUUUUUGUUGUUGGGGUGAUUACUACAGGUGAGAUUGUUCUUUCAGGGAAGGUUACAUCUACACCGUUUUGUGUUUUCUACUUCAGUCCCGAAAGAAACACUCUCCAAAGAGUUGAAAUCCGAGGUGUUGGAGAAUACCAUGAAGCUUUUGAGACUGAAUGCACAGUUCGAGCAUUUGUAGACUAUGUAGUUGAUUCUAAGUUUAUAACAUAA